This is a messenger RNA of Vidua chalybeata, 1021 nucleotides long. RefSeq lists its product as uncharacterized. The record is from RefSeq and is a predicted model, not a curated record. The coding region runs from base 1 to 717 and encodes 238 amino acids. NCBI's taxonomy places the organism in Eukaryota, Metazoa, Chordata, Aves, Passeriformes, Viduidae. The transcript is spliced from 2 exons.
AUGGGGGAGCGGCGGUGCGAGCGCCGUCCCGAGGCGCGGCCGUGCCCGCUUUUUACCUGUGAAACCGCCCCGCCUGGGCGGAGGGGCGGCGGGCUGGGGCCGUCGCGGGGAGCCGGGGAGCAGCGGCCCCCGCCGAGGAGGGGAAAGUGUUACUCAUCGCCGGGAGCCCCCGGGCGUGUUUGCCCCGUGACGCGCGGGCAGGGGAGCAGAGCCCGCGGCGCUCCCGGCUCGGGGCUUCCCGUGCCCGCCGCUGACCUUCGGAGCGCCGCGGCGGUCCCGAGGUCUCUGCCCCGGCCUGGUGGCCCCGGGCUCUUCCCUCGGGAUAGGCAGGAGGUGUUUCCACUCCCCUCUCGGCGAGCUGCGAGCAGGCAGGGAAUGCUCGCACUUUAUAAAUACACAGCAGACGUCUCUGCCUCAAGGUUCUCUGAAGAUUCGCUCCUGGUGCUGCAGUAUCCUCAUUUCCUCGCUCAGGAAAAAGUAGUCCUGAGUGCUUUGUCUCUGAGCAGCGCAGCUUUGUGGGAACCUACAAAAUGGGAGGUAGUGCCAGAGCCCUGCCAGGCUGCCGAGGAGGAAAUACGGGAAAGACUUUUUCUGGCUUUAAGAGGGCAUUCCAAAGUGAAAAAGCAAUGCCAAAAUGGAAGACAAAAGAUAGGUAUGGUACACCGGAAAUGCUUUAUGGACCUUGAGUUUAUUUAUUCAGUUAAAAAAUAUGCAUAGAUCUUUCUAAAAGAUACAUCAGCACCCUAGAAAAACAAGUUAUUUUAGUACAGGAUAAAACCACAAUGACACUCUGCCCAAAGACUUGAAGCUUCCUCUUACCAGUUCAUUGUGCAAUAAAAAUAUGUUUCUGCUUUUGCAUGUGCAGACAUCAAUAAGUGAAACUGUUUGAAAACUUUGUGUGAUUGAAGUGGAACUGCCGGUGAGCUAUCUUAGUGUUUUUGUCUCUGUGCGCAGCUGUGUUUGUGUGGUACCUGGUUUUGUAUGUUGUUUUUGUCUCCAGUGCCCUGCUGCUGUCUCAGAC